UAGAAACUAAGAAAACACAUAGUCAGUGUGUUACCAUAUUCCCCCCAUCUUCUAAAAGCCUUUUUUACUCCCUGUUCUUCAAACUUCUUUUAAUCUUCUUCUGUAUAAUACGAGUAUAUAUUUUUUCGUUAGUAAUAAUAAUAAAUCAAACAAUUUUAUUAUAAGUAAAACAUUUUAAGAAAAUGGGUAAAUGGAAUUAUAGAAGAACUUGGAGACCCAAAAAUUAUUAUCGAGAUCAAAGAAUCCCAUCUCCACCUACUUAUUAUGAUACUGAAUUUAAACUUAGAGGAGAGUGGAAAAAUGCGGAGCUACCAUGGGAAGAAAGAUUCUGCAUUUCAGUAGGAAUUUCAUGGGAAAGGGUUGUCAACGCUAAAAAGUACAUGCACUGCUACGAUAAUGUAGUGAAGUGGAAUGAUUCAGCUGGUGAAUCGGCAUUUAGUGAAGCAAAGAAACGGUUUUGGGCAAAGAUAAAUGACAUCCCCGCUGAUGUCCCUUGGCCUGAUCCAGACAUGUAUAAUAAAGAAAUCGACUGGGAUCCCAAAAUUGAUCCUGAUUUAGUGAAGGAAUUGGAUUUAGCAUAUUUUAAUCCUGACGAGGCAGAGAAACUAGAAAGUUAUAAUGCUAAAAAGAGAAAUGAUGGUUUUGGUCCUGGAUGCAUUUUGGGAUUAAAUAAUAACAAUACCUGGCGAAAUAAUGAAAAUGUUGGUUCAAAUAAGAAGAUGCAGGGUUGGGAUUGUUCCAAUAAUUCUGAAAGCAAGAAUAUUUCUGACCCUUGGGAGCGAGGAAUUGCUCAAGACGAUAAAGAAAUAAAUGACACAUGGGGAGGUGAUGGAAGUAGUUCAUGGAAGAAGGAUGUUACUUGGGGAGAUGCUGGAAGAAAUUCUGGAAAUAAUGAUAUUUCAUGGGGUGGUGGUGCAAAUAACUCAUGGCAUUGGAACCAAUUUAAUAAUCAAGCUCCUAGUAGACAAAGGGGAGAUUAUAGGGGUAGUUCUUUUGGCCGGGGUCAAUGGCGUGGUCAACAUGAUGUUGGUAACAGUCAAGGUGGUCAAAGACAUAAUGGAAGUGGUUGGGGGUCGAACAUUAGUUGUAGGAAACGAGAAGGUGAACACUACACAAGAAAUUAUAAAAAUGCUAGAAUUCAAUAUGAUGAUUAUAGGGAAGUUAAUCGGCAUCGAUGGUAACGAACUGUUGACAGAGUUUUAGUAGUUCAUGAGUCGGCAAGAUAUGGGCCAUUGCUCAUAUAGUUUUAUUUUUGGUAUAACCCUUGUUAUGCGACUGAACUUGCCAGAUAGGUACGCUUUUUCAGGUUUUUGAAUUACUUAUGUAUACGAUAUGUUUUGUCAAACACUAGCACCUUUUGGUGACAUCAAUGUAAGAUUCACAAUUUUUUAUCUGAAAUGAUAAUGAUAUAAACAGUA
Messenger RNA from Erigeron canadensis, 1418 nucleotides. RefSeq lists its product as uncharacterized. Lineage: Eukaryota; Viridiplantae; Streptophyta; Magnoliopsida; Asterales; Asteraceae. The record is from RefSeq and is a predicted model, not a curated record. The transcript is spliced from 2 exons. The coding region runs from base 183 to 1181 and encodes 332 amino acids.